UUGUGUGCGCCCCGCUCCGGGCCGGCAGCGCAGAGCAGCGCCGCGGGCCGCGGGCUGCCGCGCAGGGGACUCCUGCCCUGUUUCCAGGUCCCCUCUGCCUUGGGUCUCCAGGUGUCUCCCAUAUCUUGGUAUCCGCAGACCCCUGUCCAUGCCUCUUAGAGCCCCCUCCCCGGUGUCACUGGGUGCCCCUUAAUAGCCUUGGGACCAUAAGGAACAAAUCAGCCCCUGCGGACUCGCGCAGUGAAGAGACAGAGCUGGCGGUGGAGUGGAACUUGGAAGAGACAGAGACGACGUCAAGGAGCCUUUGCUGAGCCUCCGGAGAAGGGUGUCUGCCUCCCGGCCUCGCCGGGUCGGGCAGGGACGCCAAGCUUUGGGACCCUGAGGACCCUCCAGACAUCUCCCAUGGAUUUGUGAUUGGGGUGGGAAGCUCUCCCAGCAGUCCUGGACAGAGGCCCCACUGCCGGCGGCAUGUGGCUGUCGCGCUUCUCCAGCAUGGUGGUGACCGCGCUCCUGCUGGCGCAGUCUGGCCUCCUGCUCUUCCUGGUCUCCAGGCCCAGGCCGCUGUCCCCAGUGGGUGGCGAGCAGCGGGUGCACGUACUGGUGCUGUCCUCGUGGCGUUCAGGCUCGUCCUUCGUUGGCCAGCUCUUCAGCCAGCACCCCGAUGUCUUCUACCUGAUGGAGCCCGGGUGGCAUGUGUGGACCGCUCUGUCGCAGGGCAGCGCACCCACGCUGCACAUGGCCGUGCGCGACCUGGUGCGCUCCGUCUUCCUGUGCGACAUGGACGUGUUCGAUGCCUACCUGCCGUGGCGUCGCAACCUGUCGGACCUCUUCCAGUCGGCGGUGAGCCGCGCGCUGUGCUCGCCGCCGGCCUGCAGCGCCUUCCCGCGCGGCGCCAUCAGCAGUGAGGCCGUGUGCAAACCGCUGUGCGCGCGCCGGCCCUUCAGCGUGGCCCAGGAGGCCUGCCGCUCCUACAGCCACGUGGUGCUCAAGGAGGUGCGCUUCUUCAACCUGCAGGUGCUCUACCCGCUGCUCAACGACCCAGCGCUCAACCUGCGCAUCGUGCAUCUGGUGCGCGACCCGCGGGCGGUGCUGCGCUCGCGCGAGCAGACGGCCAAGGCGCUGGCGCGCGACAACGGCAUAGUGCUGGGCACCAACGGCACGUGGGUGGAGGCCGACCCUGGCCUGCGCGUGGUGAGCGAGGUGUGCCGCAGCCACGUGCGCAUCGCCGAGGCCGCCACGCGCAAGCCGCCGCCCUUCCUGCGGGACCGCUACCGCCUGGUGCGCUUCGAGGACCUGGCGCGCGCGCCGCUGUCCGAGAUCCGCGCGCUCUACGACUUCGCGGGCCUGAGCCUCACGGCCCAGCUUGAGGCCUGGAUCCACAACAUCACUCACGGGUCCGGGCCCGGCGCGCGCCGCGAGGCCUUCAAGACCACGUCCAGGGACGCGCUCAACGUUUCCCAGGCCUGGCGCCACGCUCUGUCCUUCAGCAAGAUCCGCCGCGUACAGGAGCUGUGUGCCGGCGCGCUGCAGCUGCUGGGCUACCGGCCCGUGUUCUCCGAGAAAGAACAGCGCAACCUCGCCCUGGAUCUGGUGCUGCCGCUCGGCCGGAGCAGCUUCAGCUGGGCGUCGUCCACUGCCGCGCAUCCCGGGCCUUAGCGGAGGCCCCCAGUUGUGGCGGUCGCCAGGGCCGGGAAACUAGAGUACGGUAGGGAGGGAGCCGGGGCACAGGGGCCGCAGGCAGCUACUGGAGGGGCCGGGAGUUGGGGAAUCCUCCCCUGUAGUAGGAAAGGACUGAGUCCCCAAACUAUAUGUUUCUUUUCCCCCUACUUCUUGACUUUCCCGUGGGUCCUCUUUAGGAGCGAGGUUCCCACCGGGCACACUUCAUAGAAAGCAAAACUCGUGCCCCCAUUUCCUCUUGGCACAGGGUAUAAGUUCAGACGACCUGGCUCCUACUCAAGCUCUUUCUUUCCCCUUAACUCUCUCCUCCCUUGGGAUGCAUCAUCCAGCAGCUGAGAAGGGUGGCCCAGUCCUGCCUGGGAGUGGAGGGGCACUAUGAUGAGCUUCUGUAAGUCGUCGUCGUCCCCCCUCCUCUC
Messenger RNA from Diceros bicornis minor, 2093 nucleotides. RefSeq names its product carbohydrate sulfotransferase 6. The record is from RefSeq and is a predicted model, not a curated record. NCBI's taxonomy places the organism in Eukaryota, Metazoa, Chordata, Mammalia, Perissodactyla, Rhinocerotidae. Gene Ontology annotation, biological process: carbohydrate metabolic process; keratan sulfate proteoglycan biosynthetic process; N-acetylglucosamine metabolic process. The coding region runs from base 469 to 1656 and encodes 395 amino acids. Gene Ontology annotation, cellular component: Golgi membrane. Gene Ontology annotation, molecular function: N-acetylglucosamine 6-O-sulfotransferase activity. The transcript has 4 exons.